UAACCAAUAGUCGACGUCAACACAAUCGCGUCUAGCGGUCUUUGGACCAUUCAGAUUGUUGCUAUUAAAAUGUUUUCUUCAGCCCCUCAACUAGCCACGGUGUUGCCUGGUUGAGUAAUAAGCGCCGCGCGAAUCGCACCGGACACGGUUUGGAUAAUCGACCGAAUUUUUUAACUUUUUUACUUUGGUCUUGUAAAACCAAAAACAAAACAUAAUUUGAAUAAAUAUAUUUGCGAUGCUCUUCCACAAAGCACAGAAAAAUAACGAAAUAAUGGUAUAGUUACAAAAACGGAUUUGCAGCGAGCAUCUGGCAACCCACCGAAGGUGACGAGCGUUCGAUGUGAUAUAGUUGUGGUAAGCGGAGCAUCGUCUGGUCCACAUUGUCGCAUUUUUAAGCGGUGAAUGGAGCAGUGUGAACGGAUCGGCGCGUCUUUGUAUUCUCGCUCGGCUGGAAACACUUCUCGUCUGAUCCACUGCUCGUCUGUUGUGACGGAUCCAGCACGCCAGGCCUGAUGGAGUCAGGAACUCCACGAGUGCUGCGCACAGCAGAUCCCAGCCUCUCCUCGAUCCAUCCCGGCCAGUCCUGAGCAUCAGGUGUUCAAUUUACCCCACACCUCGCCCUAUCACCUCCUUUUUCUGAUCCCUUCCCUUGGCUCCUCAAUCGGCCAACUCACUCGCAUCUGAGAUGAUCGGCAAGCUGAAGCAAAACUUACUGGUGGCCUGCUUGGUCAUCAGCUCUGUCACAGUCUUUUACCUGGGUAGGCACGCCAUGGAGUGCCACCACCGGAUUGAGGAACGCAGCCAGCCGCUACUGAGCAGCUUGCGCACGACUCUACGUACAGGUCAGAACCUCAGUAACCCUUUUAUUUACAAUAAAGACAUGCCACUUAUUUUUAUCGGUGGCGUCCCUCGCAGCGGGACCACUCUUAUGCGGGCCAUGCUGGACGCACAUCCCGACGUACGCUGCGGGGAGGAGACACGCGUCAUCCCUCGCAUUCUGGCCAUGAAGCAGAUGUGGAGCCGCUCCGGCCGGGAAAAGAUGCGUCUAGAUGAAGCUGGAGUAACAGACGAGGUCUUGGACUCAGCCAUGCAGGCGUUUCUUCUUGAGAUAAUAGUAAAGCACGGGGAGCCAGCCACUUAUCUGUGUAAUAAAGACCCCUUUGCCCUUAAAUCACUUACCUAUCUGGCUAAGAUCUUCCCCCACGCUAAGUUCCUCCUCAUGAUACGUGACGGCAGGGCCUCCGUUCACUCUAUGAUCUCCCGCAAGGUCACCAUAGCAGGGUUUGACCUGAGUAGCUAUCGGGACUGCCUAACAAAGUGGAACCGGGCUAUAGAGACAAUGUACACACAAUGCCUAGAGGCAGCUGACAAGUGCCUACCUGUGCACUACGAACAGCUCGUCCUUCACCCAGAAAGGUGGAUGAGGACGCUUCUGAAAUUCCUGGACAUUCCUUGGAAUGAUGCAGUACUGCACCACGAGGAGCUCAUCGGGAAAGCAGGAGGCGUUUCACUCUCAAAGGUGGAGAGAUCCACUGACCAGGUGAUCAAGCCUGUCAACGUGGAGGCCUUGUCCAAGUGGGUGGGUAAAAUCCCCCAAGAUGUGCUGCGGGACAUGGCCGUCAUCGCCCCAAUGCUGGCCAGGCUCGGAUACGACCCCCAUGCCAGCCCUCCUAACUACGGCCGGCCCGACCCACUCGUCCUGGACAACACUAGAAGGGUCUUUAAGGGUGAAUUUCAGCUCCCUGAUUUUCUUAAAGAACAGACACAGCUUCAGAAGUCUCCAGAAAAGCCAAACCCAAGUUAGGAGAAGAGGAGAGAUUCAUCCAUAGGAGGCUGAGUAGAAGCAGAUGUUGUGGGACCAUGAUGGACCUACGUCACCCACGCAUGGAAACACUUACACAAACAGACAUUUGGCCCCAGACCACUCUUUGGAGGACAGUUUGGCCUUUGAUGUUGUACUGUAACAAUUGUGGCCUAAGAAUGUCAUUGUUUUUGUUCAUGUUUUGUUUCUUUUUUUAUUUUCCACAUUGUACGCUUUUUACUUGGUAAUUUUUUCUGCCAACCUGUGAUUCUGUUAUAAGAAAAUACAGUGGAUUUAAUUAGCUAAAGGAUGCAUUUAUGUUAGCGUUAGCUUCAGAAGACCCGAUCUGUUUUUUUUUCAUGCCUUCGUAAUGUGCUAUUCCUUGGGUACUGAAUGAUUUGCAAGAUUGAAAUACGGUAGAAUUGCAUUUUGUUCUCUUGCAUUCACAAUGGAGUGACCUUAUGUACAUUGGGAGCGAUAAUAAAUAAGCUGUCAGUGUUAAACACGAGGCUCAAUGAUGUUUCUCCAUUGACAGAGAAGCUUGCAUCAAGCAGCAGUUGUAUGUGGAUUUCUGUUGUUUAAGCAAUUGUUGUUUUUGUACUUAAAUCAUAAUUAUGUACUCAUUUCGUUAUGUGAAAUAAAAUCCAUCGGUGCUGUUGGCAGCCAA
This is a messenger RNA of Triplophysa dalaica, 2468 nucleotides long. It is a transcript of the gene tpst1, whose product is annotated as tyrosylprotein sulfotransferase 1. Gene Ontology annotation, biological process: peptidyl-tyrosine sulfation. The record is from RefSeq and is a predicted model, not a curated record. Bases 686 to 1804 code for a protein of 372 amino acids. Lineage: Eukaryota; Metazoa; Chordata; Actinopteri; Cypriniformes; Nemacheilidae. Gene Ontology annotation, cellular component: Golgi apparatus. Gene Ontology annotation, molecular function: protein-tyrosine sulfotransferase activity. The transcript has 6 exons.